This is a messenger RNA of Suillus paluster, 1755 nucleotides long. Its product is annotated as WD40-repeat-containing domain protein. The coding region runs from base 1 to 1755 and encodes 584 amino acids. NCBI's taxonomy places the organism in Eukaryota, Fungi, Basidiomycota, Agaricomycetes, Boletales, Suillaceae. The transcript is spliced from 5 exons. Gene Ontology annotation, cellular component: Pwp2p-containing subcomplex of 90S preribosome; small-subunit processome. Gene Ontology annotation, biological process: rRNA processing. Gene Ontology annotation, molecular function: protein binding. The record is from RefSeq and is a predicted model, not a curated record.
AUGGUCAAAAACCCUCGAAAACGUCAAAAGACGGGCAAAAUCCAACCUGAACAGGUUCCGUUAGGUGCUAACCUCCACGAUGACGCCAGUAAAGACGACGAGGAGAGGCGUCUCGAAAAUAUGCUGUUCGGUGUCCCAUACGCUCCUGGGAAGGCUGGAAAGGAAAUCAUGGUCGUCUCUGAUGAGGAGGCAGACGAUGGCCAGCUUGAAGUGGGACGAGAGUUUGAAAAUUUGCUGGACUCGGAUCUUUUCUUCGUGGAUGAUAAUGCUGGACCAUCCGAGCUUAGCCAGGUUCCCCAAGACUAUGAACAGUCUGAUGCGGAAGAUGAUGAGGAGCUCAUAACACCGGAGAACCGAGAAAGAGAUGAAGACGAAGAAAUCUCCAUUAUUCGCGAGGACAUCCCCCAGCAACCCAAAAAACUCAAAGCUCCCGCAUGGACAGACCCAGACGAUGUAAACGUACAAGUCUCACUUGCUUCAAAUAAUCGUCUUCGCAAAUUGCGUGACGCGCCCUCUGACGAUACAGUGGGAGGACGCGAAUACGAGCGCAGAUUGCGCAGGCAGUUCGAACGUAUAAACCCAACCCCAGACUGGGCCUCCAUUGCGCGCAAGAAAAGCGAACGCGCAAAGAGACGACGAUCCUCGGCUUCUGGUUCUGAGAGUGGGGAGGAUGUCGUACCCGAGCUGCUGGCGUCAACGACCGGAAUUUUGGGGACUGCCAAGUCAAGACCUAUACCCCCGAGCACACUCUCCAUUGAGCGACUGCGAGAUGCCAACCAAGCUGCACCAGCGGAUGGUGAAAUAAAAACGGUUGCAUUCCAUCCUUCACCCCACAUUCCAGUCCUUUUGACCGCCAGUGCAGACCGUCGUCUGAGACUUUUCCACAUUGAUGGCCUCACAAAUCCUCAUGCCCAGACCCUUCAUGUCCCAUCGCUUCCUAUCACCAACGCCGUUUUCCACCCCAGCGGAACGUCCAUAUUGAUGACUGGUCCACGACCUUUCUACUACACUUACGACCUUCAGUCUGGGGCGUCCCACCGCUCACCUCGAGGUUUAUGGGGCACUACAUUCUCUUCUGGUCGCGGGGAUCAAGGCACGAGCAUGGAGAUUUCUUCCUUCAACCCAACAGGGGACAUUCUCGCCGUUGCGGGACGGCGAGGCCAAGUCCACCUUGUUGAUUGGCGAUCAGGUGCAGCGCAGGUCGUAGGCGAACUUAAGGCGAACGCGAACGUGAAGUCCCUGUGGUGGUCGAGGGCCGGAGCAGGCGAGCUUCUGGGCUUGACCGAAGACUCACAGGUUUAUGUUUGGAAUAUCGGGCAGCGCAAAUGCGUGAAACGGUGGCAAGAUGAAGGCGGGUUCGGUAGUCGAAUAUUUGGCGGAGACAGCCAAGGGAAAUAUUUGACCGUUGGUUCAAACACAGGUUUGCUAAACGUCUAUAAUGCAGAAAGUACGAUCGAUCUUGAGGGAGGCAAACCAAAGACUUUGAAGACGGUAGGGAACCUGACAACAAGUAUCUCGACGUUACGGUUCAAUCAUGAUUCCCAACUACUUGCAAUAGCAAGUAAUGUCAAAAAAGAUCAGAUGCGGAUAGUUCACUGCCCGUCGUUAACAGUGUUUGGGAAUUGGCCCACGUCAAGCACCCCUCUUGGACAUGUCACCUCUGUCGAUUUCUCCCGUGAGAGCGAGUACUUGGCUAUUGGCAACAAUCGCGGUCGUGUACUACUCUAUCAGCUGCGUCAUUUCUCACAGCAAUAA